AUGCCCUCCAUUCGCAAUCCCUUUGCCCGUCGGCCGGGUCCAACCAUUCUUUCUCCCGACGGGAAUGCGCAUUCAGACGCCCAAAACCCCUCGGCACCUGGUUUCGAGAGGCAAGAUACAGUUGGCUCCAAAGCUUCAUCUUCGCUGAGCGUACGGAGUUCCAAGAGCCAGGACAACGGCGAGUACAAGAUGAGCGUUGUGAACGACAGCGGAGUCUAUCUUCCCCCAUCUCCAACUGAAGAAAAGGGCUUGUGGCCGCGCAAGUACCUGAAUUCCGGUCGCAACUCAACAGACACUCGCACCGACAGCGGUGAGAUUGAGCACUUCUCCAUCUCAAGAGAGUCUUUUGACUCGUACAGACGGUCAUUCGAUAUUUCAGCACGAGCCCCCAUCACCCAGUCCGAUCUUCCCACACGCCAAAGUUUAGACUCAGCCCGAUACCCCCGUCUACCUCGUUCUGCGAUUGACAGGCGAUCCGACAGAGACCUACCCACCGCUGAUGAGGGCUUCGAGGACGUCGGAUUAGAAGAUCAUAGACACCAACCCAGCCGCAAGCGCGGUCUGUUCUCGCGCUUCGGGGACUCUGACCAUAAGGAGCCCAGCGCCACAUCUCCCAACUCGAGCGUUACGCGCUUCCUGACCGGACGAAAGCGCGCUCAAAGCGGAGGCCAGGAGCUAGGCACCAUUGAGCGGCCAAAGUCAGCGGCCUCGAUCGAGACUACCGAAAUCCACUAA
Messenger RNA from Colletotrichum truncatum, 735 nucleotides. RefSeq lists its product as uncharacterized. NCBI's taxonomy places the organism in Eukaryota, Fungi, Ascomycota, Sordariomycetes, Glomerellales, Glomerellaceae. The record is from RefSeq and is a predicted model, not a curated record.